UCUUUGGAUGUCGAAGCCAGCGAAUUUUCGCGUUCAACUGUUUGCCUUAGCGAACAUCAGAAUUAAUUUCGGAAGCUGGGCUGUGUCCGAAUGUUCCUGCGUAUUCCAUCUCAUUUUCGAUUCAUGGGACAACUGAGCGUCACGAUAAAGUCCCGAAGUCGCGGGUCUCUUUUUAGACCCUGUACACUCUUCUGUCCAUAAUGUCGGAAGCAAGCACUUCGUUUGCCGUGCUGUCAACACCGGAUUCCAAACAAUUGAACCAAACUGCCCUCUGUGAAAUCAACAAGAACUUUCAGAGUAAGUUUAUCCCAGUAAUUUACAUCAUUGCGUUUGUGGUGGGAUUCUCCGCGAAUUGUUCGGUGUUGAUCUCUUUGUGCUUGAAAUGGAGAAAAUGGACUAGCUUGGACAUGUUCGUGUUUAAUCUGGGCCUGGCUGAUCUCCUGUAUGUUACUAGUUUGCCCUUCCUGGUGGUGUAUUAUGUCAGUGAAAGCCAUUGGAUGUUUGGGAAAGCGUUUUGCAGAAUAACGAGGCUCCUGUUCCACCUGAACUUGUACGGCAGCAUCGGAUUCCUCACCUGUAUCAGUGUGCAACGGUACCUGGGCAUAGUGCACCCCAUGAAAGUGUUGGGCAGAUGGAAUCGCCGCCACUCGCUGCUCAUCAACCUCCUGGUCUGGGGGCUGGUUCUUACCCAAACCUCAGCCGAUCUACAUUUCACCAAGACGAACCUCAACGGCACCGAAUGUUACGACACUACCGUGAACGAGGAACUCACAGACUACCUGCUGUACGUGCAGAUUAUUACUGUCACUGGAUUUUGCAUCCCUCUCCUCACCAUUGUAGCAUGUUACUGUCAAAUCGCUGUAGUUCUCAGCAGAAAUAACAAUCUGGACAACACUUUGAAGGAACGAUCCCGGAACCUUGCGAUCAUUAUAAUGGUUUUAUUUUCCAUUUGUUUUACACCUUAUCAUGUUUUGCGUUAUGUUAAUUUAAGUUCCAGAUAUUUUCAGUUGAAAGGUCUCUGUGCACGGAACACCGGCGCCAUUUAUUUGUUUUACCAGAUUGCCAGAGGCCUGGCCAGUUUAAACAGCUGCAUUGACCCUCUGGUUUAUAUUGUAGCCAGAGAUGACAUGCUAGCUAGAGUGAAAACAUUCAAGAACAAGUUACAUUUGCCACUCAUUUCAUCUAAAUCAACUAAUUGUAGAAUUCCUGAAAGGAUUUUACUUACAGACAAAAUGAUCGUUCAGAAGGAGACAACCUUGUAAGCCAAUUGAGAAUUGGUAGGUUCACUGAACAUUUCUAUUAAAUCGGAAGGUCAUGCUGAUACAAAAUAAUUUGGUUUCAUGUUUGGAGCAGCAGACAGGAUAGUUCCCUCAGUUACUGAUAGCCCUAGAGUCUCCAUGAAAUGUGGCAUUCAAUCUUAUAGUAAUUGUGGAGUCAAAUGAGCUCCCUGUCUUUACAUAAGAUGAGACUUGUGGGAACAGGGCAAGAAAGCAAUCAGUCUAAAAUAUUGUUAAUAAACAGCACACAGACUGAGGCAGGGGUGCAGUUAGAUUAUAUAAUAUCAGAUCAGAUACAAAAAGAUACAGGAAAAUUGAAUUUGAAAAAAGCCAUGAAGGAAGAAUCCUUUUUAAAGUCUCAACAAAUGAGAUUCUAUUCUUGUAAAAGGUGGUUUUCAGUGCCAGAGAGUUUAUUUGGCAGUAGUUGUAACUUACAGCACAAUUGAAAAUGCACUUAUAAUUGAUUUAACAAGGCUUUACAUUUUCUAGAGAGUUUUUUGGAGGGUUUGUCUUAGAAUCUUUAGGUCAUUUUUAACAUUGCUGUUAAAACACCAAGCCUGAAAGUAAUCAAACUCAUAGGGAUAUGCAGAGGAAUGAAAAUGCCUGGAAGUGUCUCCCAGACCCAGAUAGGUCAAUUCAAACCUGUAUUGGUACUUAUAGCACACAAUGAGACCUUCAAAUGGUUUUGGAGACAAGACUGCUUGACUACAGAUAUUGCUGGAAGAAUUGAAAACUAACACACCUUUGUUCAAAGUUCAAACUCUGUGUUACGAAUAUCAGGAGAGAAAGAUAGGAAUUUACUUACCCCUCCAGACUUGGUCAUAUCAAGGUUUCUUCAGAUUUUCUGUCUGAUUUCUUGGCGACUAUCUUAUAUUGAUGAUGAUUAAAUUUUUACUGGCCUUCCACAAGCAAAUCUUUCUUGUCUACCUGUCAACCUUUUCAAGGGACAAAGAGAUCCAGUCUGUCCGUCCUUUCUGAUAGAUCCUAGUUUGGGUACCAUACUUGUAAAUCAUUGUUGCAUACUUUCUAGUGCCUCUCUAUCUUUUAUAUAAGACAAGAACCAGAGCUGGACACAAUAUAGUCCAACUGAGAUUCAUUGCCAUUUAAACACAAUUUCUCUACUUAAAAUUAUAUUCUUCAACAAAUGGCCAUGAAGCCUGUGAUUGCUGUUGAACCACUUUAUUGGUGUGCAUCACUACUUUUAGGGAUUAUGCAUUUCACAUUCCUUUCAUCAGCCCAUUUGGAUUCCUACUUUCCAAGUAAUAUAUGACCUUUUUCUUUUGCUUAGCAAAACGUUAUAUUGUAGGCUCACCUGGAUCAGUACACUUCUCAUUCUCCUUCCUCCUCCUUCCAACUUUUCCCGUCUUUCUUUCAGCCACUAUCACCUUGACGCUGAAACUCUUUCCAAGAGUUUCUUCUCUUCAUCUCUUCUUUCCCUGUUUUCAAAAGGUAACUGAAGAUAUUUAUUUUCAAAUGUUCCUUUCCCUAACUCCACUCAAUGUGUUUUCUCUUCAUUUGACAGCUCUUUCAUUCUUAGAUCUGUAAGAUCUUUUGGGCUGUUUCUGAGUUGGAAGUAUGAUAUACUUGCACAAUGUUGGUAGUGUACACCAAAUGUUUGCCUCUCUGGCAUAACCUCUAUAAUGACGCAGUACAUUAACCCAUGGGGCACAAUAUUAUUUGAAAACGUAUGCAUUCUUAGAGUACUAGCUCUGAUGAAGUGAGUUUUCUAGUAUCACUACACUUUGCAAUUUGACUUCAUUUACCCUCUAUUAGAGCUGAAGUGGAACAAUCAGCUCUAUACAUUUUCAGUGAAAAUUUCCAACCAAUAUUUCUACCAGUGUUUACAAAAUAACAACUUGCAUUGCUAUAGUGCUAGAUGUGAUUUCAACAGCAUAAAACCAAGAAAUCUAUUCACAUUGUCCUCACUGAUAUGGAAAAAAUAAAUUCUAGUCAAUAUUUCAUCAUAAGCAGAUUCACCUCUAUAUCCAUAAUUGCUCAAGUUAUUUUUUUUCCCUUGCUAUGCACUUUUUCAGUACUGAAUAAGUAGGCAGGUGACUUUUUCCUUCCAUCUAGUAAAUUUUUACAGGAAAUACAGCACACUAGCACGCGUUGAUACAGCUCCAUUUUAAUUGAAAAGUGCUAGAAUAUCUUAUAGAAUAAGCCAGUUGCAGACACAAGCCUAUUAGAGAGAGAGUUCUGUACCAAAACCCAACAUUCUGGAUGUCACUGUACGGUAGCAUAAGAGCCCACCAGAAUUCUUCUAUUUGUAAGUUAUUUUUUGAAAGGCCUUUUUUUCUGUUCAGUCAUCUAUUCUAAUGUAUCUUAUUAUUCAUUUUUUAUGUCAAUAUUCCAUUGUCAUAUCAUAAGGAAAAUUAAUACUAAUUCACUUGGUAAUGACAUUUGUAUUUACUAAAAUGAAAUAGUUUCAAUACAUUGUCAAAGGUGUAAUUACCUCACAACUUUAAAUGUAACCACAGAAACCAAACACUUAGGACACUUUUUGCUGCAAAUGGAUAAAUUAAGUUGAGGAAUUCUUUGUCAUAGUUUUAUAAUUAUUUGAUGAAUGGUAAAUGUUGCGUUAAUAGCUCAGAUUCUGCAGAGGUAUUGAAGCAAUAUCACAAUUAUAACGUAAAUUAGAUAAAUUGUUUUUCAUUCAAGGGUUGUGAGCUUGCGAGUGAUGAGCUGCCUCCUUGAACUGUUGAAGUACUUGGGGGCUGGAAAGGGAUGGGGAAUGGUAGUGAUGGCAGGUACACACACACUGCCAUUAGUGAAUAAGUUGCAAGGUGCCAAUCUAAUGAUAGCGAUUGAAGAGUGAUAUUAUUCUAGAUCAGGAUGGUGUGUUGCUUGGAAGGAAAUUUGCAGGUGCUGACAUUUCCAUGCAUCUGAUGUCCUGCCUACAACAGAAAUAAUGCUGUAUUUGCAAGGAACAUUGUCAGUCAGAGCCAGAGUAACACAACCUGGAAGCAGGCUCUUCAACCCAAACUGGUCCAUGCUGACCAUGGUGCCCACCAAUUUUCUGCAUUUGGUCCAUAUCCCUCUAAACCCUUCCCAUCCAUGUACCUAUCUAAACCUUUUUUAAACAUUGCUAUUGUACCUGCCGCAACCACUUUCUCUGGGAGCCCAUUCCAUAUACACACUACUCUCUACAUGAAGAAGUUGCCCCUUAGGUCCUUCUUAAACCUUUCCCAUCUCACCUUAAACCUAUGCCCUCUAAUUUUCAAUUACCCAUCCCUGGGAAAAAAGACUAUAUGCAUUCAUCCUAUCCGCAAUACAACACUUUUACAUAGCAGUUGAACAACCCACUUUGUGGAUGCAAUAAAGCUACUGAAGUUAUGAAAAUAGACAGUCAGACUUGUCUGAGGAGAAACAGACCUUUGCUCUCUCUACAUUUCUCUGAAACUCCUCUCAUCAAAGCAUAAGUUGAAAAUCUGUUGGAAAGCCUCAUCACUGUUCAUGUUGGAUUUGGAAAGAUUUCAGAAUUUAGCUUACAUUCUCCAGAAGAGAUUACAGCAAGUGACAACCAAUCCUGGAAAGUGCUCACUGUUUGUGUGUACAAAGUGACUUUGGGUGCAGAUUAACAUUUGGGACAAUCUAUAAUAAUCCUUUUCUCCUGAGUUUAGCUGUCAAUUGGCCAAAGUACUUCUACAAAAACAUUUAAAAUUUUAUACACAUUUCUCAAACUUCAGGAUUGUGUGUUAGUUUUCAAGAAGGGUUGUUUUAAGUAUUUAUAUAUAUUUGGACAGUCUCAACGUUUUCUUAAUAAUCCUUGCAUCUUUGCUUGACUAUGUUUUGUUUGUAAUAAACUAAAUACUAUUUGUUAA
Molecule: messenger RNA, 5098 nt
Organism: Stegostoma tigrinum
Lineage: Eukaryota; Metazoa; Chordata; Chondrichthyes; Orectolobiformes; Stegostomatidae
Product: P2Y purinoceptor 1-like
Exons: 1
Coding region: 201-1262 (353 amino acids)
Biological process (GO): G protein-coupled receptor signaling pathway
Cellular component (GO): membrane
Molecular function (GO): neuropeptide receptor activity
Source: RefSeq, a predicted model, not a curated record